Molecule: messenger RNA, 1572 nt
Organism: Uncinocarpus reesii 1704
Lineage: Eukaryota; Fungi; Ascomycota; Eurotiomycetes; Onygenales; Onygenaceae
Exons: 4
Coding region: 1-1572 (523 amino acids)
Biological process (GO): regulation of adenylate cyclase activity; cytoskeleton organization
Cellular component (GO): cytoplasm
Molecular function (GO): actin binding; adenylate cyclase binding
Source: RefSeq, a predicted model, not a curated record
AUGGCUUCCAACAACCAUAUGCAUAAUUUUACGACCCUUAUUAAACGGUUAGAAGCCGCAACAUCUCGACUCGAGGACAUGGCCACUGCGCUCGAAGGUCCGACCCCAUCAAGUCCUGCGAUUCCAGAAGCUGUUCAGACUGCUCCAACCCAAUCGACAUCACAGACAGCUAUCUCGGCUCCGCCUCCUCCGCCCGCCGAGACACUUCCAAAGUCCAUCGAAGCUUUCGAUGAGCUUAUUAACAAAGAAGUCCGACCUUUUGUAGAUUUUGCGCAAAAGAUUGGAGAUGCCGUUGCUGAGCAGUCGAAAGCGGUGCUGAAAGCAUUCGAAGCAGAACGGAAAUAUCUCCUUGUUUCUACAAAGGCCAAGAAGCCUGAUAUACAACCCCCAGAGCUCCUAACAGAAUUGCACCGGGCGUCGGAUGAGAUCCAUAGUAUCCGGGAUAGCAACAGACCAUCACCCUUGUUCAAUCAUCUCAGCGCGGUUUCUGAGGGAGUUGUAUCGAUGGGAUGGUUCUUCGAGAAUCGACCCGCAGAAUUCGUCACCGACAUAUUAGGCGGCGCUCAAUUCUAUGGCAACCGCGUACUCAGUGAAUAUAAAGAAAAAGACAGAACCCACGUCUCUUAUAUCCAAGCCUACUACACCAUCUUUCGGUCUCUAAUUGCGUAUAUUAAGGAAUAUUACCCAAGAGGUGUGACUUGGAAUAACAAAGAUGGCGUUGAAGUCUUGGAGGCCCUGAAGCAGAUCUCGUCCACACCCGCUACAGGUGGCGCCGCUCCUCCUCCCCCUCCUCCGCCGCCAUUGCCUAACCUUGAACUUUUGGGUGUCCCGCCUCCUCCUCCACCUGGCGCUCCUCCAACGCCUAAAGCUUCAUCCAACAAUGACAUGUCCGCGGUAUUUCAACAACUAAACCAGGGCUCUACGAUCACCUCAAAUCUCCGCAAAGUUGACAAAUCUGAAAUGACCCACAAGAAUCCAAGUCUGCGCGCGAGCUCUCUAGUUCCAGACCAGGGUCCACAAGCAACCCGCGGCAAAUCUCCUGCACCCAGCAAGAAACCCAAGCCAGAGAGCAUGCGGGCUAAAAAGCCACCGCGAAAGCACCUCGAUGGUAACAAAUGGUUUAUUGAACACUAUGACAAUCCUGGAGAUGUUGUUGAGAUUUCGGCGCAACUAACCCAAUCUAUAUUGAUAUCCCGUUGCAACAAAACAAUCAUCAAAAUUACCAACAAGGCUAAUGCAAUCUCCAUCGACAACUGCAAUGAUGUCUCCGUUAUCGUAGAUUCCUUGGUCAGCAGCUUCGACGUUAUCAAGUCUCCAAAGUUUGCGCUUCAGAUUGACGGGGUGGUUCCCACGGUGAUGCUCGACCAGGUGGAUGGCGCCACCAUCUAUCUCAGUCAGUCUAGUUUGAGUACAGAGCUAUUGACGAGCAAAUGUUCCAGUAUCAACGUGGUUUUACCCCCUAAAGAAGGUACCGAAGAAGCAGAUGAUAAGGAGUGCCCGGUUCCAGAACAAAUCAGAAGUUAUAUCAAGGACGGGGUGCUGGUAAACGAAAUCGUUGAGCAUGCCGGAUAA